AUGUCGUCUUCAGAGACAGACCACUCACAGUGUCCUUCAUUCGUGAUAGAUUCCACACUCCGCUCUUCCUCACUAAAGAUGCAGCAACCUGCCUGUGAUUAUCUUCUGGAAAAGGACAAAGACAUCCUAGAGGGAGAGUGGCACUUGGAUGCGGAAACUGAACAACCCCCAUGUGGUCCAGAGAAGAGCAGCUCUGGUAGUGUCCCUUGGCAGCUUCCAGCCACACGGCCUCUAAGCUGCAUGGGGAAGACAAACCAGUCGCACCCAGAGCAGCCCCAAAGCCUGAAGACCCGUCCUCUUCACCCCCAGGGAGGCCUGUCGAGGAAGCCCUGUGAGAACCAGGGGAGCCUUCUCCACUUCGACCGCCAGGCCCCAGGCCGGAUUUCCACCUCGCCCACCUUGAGGAGAUUAAGGAGCAAUGGCUGUGGGAUGAGGCACUCCCUGCCUCAGCAGGAGACCUUGGAAGAGCCCACCUGGGGCAGCCGGAAGGAGCCUGCAGGCUCCCCAUCUUACCUUUCCCAGAGUCUACCUGCAAGCCCCCAAAAUUCUUCCCACUCUUUAUCAACCUUGAGACUUGGCUCAAGAUUGCCCCCGGACCCCAAAAGGAUCCUCGCCACAGCUGACUCAUCUGAGCCCCAAACAAGGCCCACAGAUGAGGCUGCCUUUCCAGUGCUUCAGCCUGUCCACGAGGGGCCCCUUCCCCCCUCCUCUCUUCCAGGGAGAGGAAGCCGCUCGCCCAGCCCAGCUGCACGGCUCCCGGGGCCUCAGGGAGAAGAAUUGCAUCAGUCCAGGUUCCACGAGCGCAGACGGAGCUCAGUGGUGCUCAACUUGCCGGGACUUGAGGUGUUCCCCGGGGACCUUCUGGUGUCAGAUGGAGCUGCCGAUUACCUGUGUCACCCACUCCUGCUACUGAAUUCAGAAUCCAAAAAGCCACGGUGGCCUUUCUCCAGGAGAGGAGCGCAGGGCAAAGACAAGCACAAGCACAUAUCUGAUCUGGAACAGCGCCUCUCCUCUGUGAAGAUUACAGACUUCGGGGGCUAUGAAUUCCACAGCCUUAAGGGUAAGACCUGGAAUGAAGUCAUGGCAACACAUCGGAAACUUCCUACUGAUCAAGUAGACUUGAGAAAGCAGCAAGAGGCCGUGUGGGAACUUUUCGCGAGCGAAUGCACUUACUUCUUGGACCAUUUACUAGUUCUUAAGAUGAUCUUCAUGAAUACACUAAAAUAUCUACAAACCUAUGAAUAUCUCCUGGAUGUGGAUUCAUGGCGCCUUUUUGCAAACCUGGAGGAGUUAAGUCAGACAAGCUACGGUUUUGUGAGCAGUCUUUUUGCCAUCAUCAAGGACUACUUCGAUGCCUCUGAGACUUCACCACCCAUGGAUUUCAUUUCCGUGCUCACGAAGCAUUUCCGAGGGAGCCUCUGUCAGAGCCACCAGACCUACUGCCUGAACUACUCCGCCGCUGUCUUUUACCUCGAGAGCCUGAAGCAGAGAGAGGACUUUGGAAUUUACUUAAAAUGGUGUGAGCAAAACGAACAGUGCAGGCGGCUUCACCUGGCUGAGCUGCUGGUGGCCCCCCUGCACAGGCUGACCCGGUACCCCUUGCUGCUGAAGAAUAUCUGGAAAAGGAGCACAGACUCCACUGAGAAAAUCAUGAUCUACUCCAUCAAGGAAAAGGUGGAAAAGUCAAUCCGGGAUCUUGAAGGAAAAGUGAAGUGGCUUGACAAUUUUCAAAAAUUUAGACAUCUUCAGGAGAUUAUAGUGUGGCCUCCACUUUGGGAUAGAGAUAAAAGGUUUUUCAUUCCAGAGUGCCUGAAACACAUUUUUAAAGAGCAUAUGGCAGAAAACAUCCUGUCACCAACCAACAGACACCUUCUCUAUGAGGGAAAAUUAACUCUUGCAGAAAGUACCAGAUUCCUAGAUGUUUAUCUGUUUCUCUUUGAUGAUUUCCUCUUAGUUACGAAAACUAAGCGCAACAAAAAGAAAGUUGGAGGCUUGGACACAGGUGUAAUGUGUCCUUCACUUACUCCUGAGCUGCAAACAGUAAUAAAAGAGGGUGGUUCGUGUAAGGUACUCGAUCAGCCCAUUCCACUGGAUAGAUUGGUAGUCAAAAGUAUUGAUCUACUCCACGUAUCAGUCUUUGGACUGAGAAAUGCCUUCCUUAUUCAACAUGAAAGCCGAUAUCGACAGUGCAUAGCAGCAUUCUUAUUACAAGCCCAAACAGAAAACAUCAAAAAAACAUGGAUGGCACAAAUAACAGCAGCAAUCUCUUGCUUUACCAAGAGUCAGGAAACCAAGAAAAUAUCUUUAUUCAGAUCAUCCACAGAAUCCUCUGAAAUUUAGGGACCUAAAACUAAUUUUUUAGAAAUGAAGGAUAAAGGUAUUCUUUCAAACUUUUGUAACACUUAGUGAUGAGCUAGAAGAAAACGUGUCUUUUAAAGGAGUUCCAGAAUUUGAGUGAAGAAAAUCCUCAGUACAGAGAAAUGAUGACUGCAACAAAUUUGAAUUCUGGGGAAUUUCUUGUCAAGUAUAUACUGAUAUCCAAACUACCUUAAAAUGCUCCAGUCAGACUUAUAAGAGGUGUGAGUGAAGUGUGAUGCUGUUAUAAUUUGUAAAGGGUGAGUGAUCAGAUGUUCACUGUUUGGAGUGGCAAGAGGAAAAUGUUUGUGUCCAAUAUGAAUUCUAGCAUCUUACUUUGUGUAUACCUAUAAUGAAACCAACCUCCCUACAUGGCUUAUAAAUCACAUACUGCUUUAUAGUCCUGCCUCACACAUAGAUCAUUCUUUUGACAUGAAGUUUGAUUGCUCUUUUAAUAUAUUAAGUGAUAAAUAAGGUCCUCAUUUUAAAAGCAGUUUUUAAAUUCCAAUUCUCACAGUUCACUUAUCUCAGGUAUCUACACUAAUAAAAGAGAAACAUGCAAGUUGGUGUGUCAUUCCACUAUGCCCACCAAUCAGAACGACUAUGCAAAUUAACCAAC
Messenger RNA from Myotis myotis, 2974 nucleotides. It is a transcript of the gene PLEKHG7, whose product is annotated as pleckstrin homology and RhoGEF domain containing G7. Gene Ontology annotation, biological process: Rho protein signal transduction. Gene Ontology annotation, molecular function: guanyl-nucleotide exchange factor activity. Bases 1 to 2340 code for a protein of 779 amino acids. The transcript is spliced from 17 exons. NCBI's taxonomy places the organism in Eukaryota, Metazoa, Chordata, Mammalia, Chiroptera, Vespertilionidae. The record is from RefSeq and is a predicted model, not a curated record.